Trematosphaeria pertusa is the source of this 2190-nucleotide messenger RNA. RefSeq lists its product as uncharacterized. Gene Ontology annotation, cellular component: membrane. Bases 101 to 1771 code for a protein of 556 amino acids. The transcript is spliced from 5 exons. The record is from RefSeq and is a predicted model, not a curated record. Lineage: Eukaryota; Fungi; Ascomycota; Dothideomycetes; Pleosporales; Trematosphaeriaceae.
GUCUGUUGCCCUUCUAAAUAUCCGUUCAACUCCAUCCGAAAACCUUGCAAUCGCCUAAUCGCAAAGACUCGCAAGGGGACUAACUAACUCAUCAUACGCCAUGUCCGCGACGCCCACGCUCGGCUGCCAGAUCGCGCCCGACUACGAGCAUGAUCGCCACCUGUCUUCUUCGGAUUCAGAGUCUACGGCUACGGAGGAUGAGGAGGAGCAGGUAGAGCCGGAGGAAACAGACGGGACGCUGGAUAUCGAGAAAGCGGAGACGCAGAGGGAUACUGUGCCGACGCGGACGACGACAAGGGCUACUAGGCCGGCGACGCUGCAGAAGGGGAGGACACGGAGUAGCCGGAAAGAGCCUCCGGAGGAGCCGGCGGGGUUUUGGCAUUGGAAGAUGGCUGGUGUUCGGUUGCACGUGAUAAAGCUGUGGGUCAGAACGAAUCUCAUACUCGCUGGAGCUAUCUUCGCCUUCCUGUGCCUCUUCUGGGGCGCCCUCUUCCCGCAGGCAGACCGCAUCCAGAGCCUCGGCGUCUGGGUCGUCGACUUCGACGGCCAGCCACCCUAUAAUAACGUCACUCCUUUCGUUGGACCCUUCGUAACCCGCUCCAUCCAAGGGAUUGUCGACGCUGGAGGACCGCAUCUAGGCUACACGUUCCGCCCGCCGUCUGACUUCGACAAUGACCCGCUGAAGGUCCGGGAAAGCGUGUUCGACUUCAAGGCUUGGGCGGCUGUUGUGAUUAAUCCGAAUGCGACGGCGAUGCUUGAUGCGGCGGUGAGGCAGGGGAAUGCGAGUUAUGAUCCGCUGGGCGCAUGUCAGAUCAUCUUGAAUUCGGCAAGGGACCAGGGAACGGCGUCGUCGUAUAUCGUCCCGGGUAUAAUUGCAGUCCAAAAAAUCGCCGUCUCUAACUUCGGCCGCGCAUGGGUCACGCACCUGCUCCAGAACAGCUCCGCCAGCGAUCUGAAUCUCGACGUCGCGCCGCAGGCCAUAUCCCCCGGCAUCGAAUUCACGCAGUACGAUCUUCGUCCGUUCGGCCCGCCAAUCGCGACGCCCGCAGUCAGCAUUGGAUUGAUCUACCUGAUCAUCCUGUCCUUCUUCAGCUUCACGUUCUUCCUGCCGAUUCAUAUGAAGUAUCUCUCGCCGCGCGGCCACCCUCCCCUGCUCUUCCACCACCUGAUUGUAUGGCGGUACACGGCGACCGUGGUAUCGUACUUCUUCCUCUCGUUGAUAUACUCGCUUGUCUCGCUCGCGUAUCUCAUGCCAAUGGAUCGACCGAAGGGCUCGCGCGUCUGGCCCGUGAAGAAUCCGAAUGCAUAUGGGAGGGGGACGUUUCCCGUCUACUGGAUGGUGAACUGGAUAGGGAUGACGGCACUCGGGCUGGCGAGUGAGAAUAUGGCGAUGCUUCUUGGGACACCGUGGACGGCGCUGUGGUUGAUCUUUUGGGUGAUAAGCAAUGUAGCGACCGGCUUCUAUCCGAUACCGCUGGCGCCGGACUUCUAUCGCUGGGGAUAUGCAUGGCCUAUACACAAUGUCGCCGAGCUUACACGCCAAAUCCUCUUCGAUCUUCAUCCGCGAACAGGGCUCAACUUUGGUAUUCUCCUUGCCUGGUGUGUAAUCGGGACCGCGUUAUUUCCGCUUUGCUGCUAUUACAUGAGGUGGAAUACCAUGAGAGUGAAGAGACAAGCGGCGCAAAGGGAAGCGGAAUGGAAGGAAAAGAUGGAAAAGGAAAGGGAGCAUCCUGGCUUGCUGGCACGAGUUACUACGGCUGGGAAGAAAUAAUUGUGGUGCUUGGGAGUGAGAGCCAGAAGUGCUCCACGGACUAACUUGGAAGCCGCAAUGAAACAGUGUGGGAGCGAAGGAAAGAGCUGCCCGUUGGUGUUUACACACGGCCAAGGUUGCAAGCUGUGACGGCGUCUAACACUGGACGUGUGCGUAGAGGGCUAACGAGGCCGCAGUGACGGGGUUCCUAAGGGUGGAGAAUCUGAAUCCAGUGCAAAAUUAAGAGUAGCUGAGCUUUGCUGGGGCGUGAUCCACCGUUUGUGGGUGAGGUCACCCACCGUCGCCCUCGAGAGGGAAGCCGCGCCCGCCCACAUAUAUAUUCUUCACCUGGCCGCUCGCAACCUUCUCUCCUCCACCACCACACAAGAUGACCUCGUCGCCGUCGUCGCCGCCGCCGCCGCCACGCCCACAGGCGCUCG